Molecule: messenger RNA, 3061 nt
Organism: Octopus bimaculoides (California two-spot octopus)
Lineage: Eukaryota; Metazoa; Mollusca; Cephalopoda; Octopoda; Octopodidae
Product: echinoderm microtubule-associated protein-like 2
Biological process (GO): microtubule cytoskeleton organization
Cellular component (GO): mitotic spindle
Molecular function (GO): microtubule binding
Source: RefSeq, a predicted model, not a curated record
ACCACCAUCAUCAGCAGCAGCAGUUCUUAUUUCCUUUAGUUUUAGACAAACUGGGCAGAUAGGUUAAAAAUCCUUUCUGCUGACUCUCGUCACUUCUCUAACAAGGCCUCCUCUAUACUUAUUGAUGUUUAUAACUCCAUAAAUAUAUAUUAACCACAGUUUACUACUAUUAAACACAGUUUGCCUCAAUUCUGCUGGAUGAAGAUAUUCUAGAUUUACUUAAAAAAAAAAAGCUCUUAUUUUAGCUGCGAUGGAGGAAAGCUUCUCUGCAAGUGAUGCUGCUACUGGUGAAGAGGUGGAAAUGGAUUUACCAAGAAAUGAGGUUUUAACUGAUGCAGAAGUGGGUUGUGGUGACUUACCUGUUAAUGCAACCAGUCCUGAUGUUGGUAUAUAUAUAGCAAGACCUUCCAGCCUGUUAAGAUCUUUGGAUGACAUUACAGAUGGAUUACUUGACCAAGAUCAGGAAACCUUAAGUGAACGAGUUGCAAUUUUAGAAAAGAAAGUACAACUGCAAGGGGAUGAAAUAGUUUGCCUUAAAAGUGCCCUUGCUGAUGUGAUUCGCAAACUAAACCAGGUCCAGGAAUCUGGUAAAGUGUUGCAAAAUAACAUUCUGCCUUCCAAGCCUGCAUUUAAGUCUGCGUCUCGGCGUGGGGAAAAAAAAGCAGUGCACUUAAGUCCAGUGGAUAGUAUUCAUAGUGCUCCCCACCGAAGUACAACUCCUCCAGCUAGGACAUCUCCAUCACAUAAAGCUAACAAUGCCAAUCUUAAGAAAUGGUCAUCACUAUCAACAACCACAGAACUUAAUGAUGGAAAUGUUAAACCAUUUAGGGCCAAACCUGUGUAUUAUGGCAAACUGCCGUCUCUUAGAAUGAAUUUAUAUGGAAGUGCUUCAUGUCUUUCAUCAAACCGUUUACCAGCCUGUCCAUCAAAGAAACCGAAGAAUAAGACAACUGAACAAAAAUAUUGUGCGAGGUCACCAACUAAAGCUGAAAAGGCUAAACCACCUCCACAAACUCUUUCAGACUUCAAGAAAUGGUUCCAGUCAAGUUCAAAAGAACCAUUUUGGAACCUAGAUGAAGGCUAUCUGAAAAUAUAUUUGCGAGGCCGUCCUAUAAAUCUGUAUGCUCCAUCCAGCGUUACUGAUUUCAGCAUGACAAAGACUGUAGAACCUCCUUCUGAAAAACUACAACUUGAAUGGGUUUAUGGAUACAGAGGUAGAGAUUGCCGAUCUAACUUGCACUAUUUGCCAACAGGUGAAAUAGUGUAUUUCAUUGCAGCAACAGUAGUGUUAUAUAAUGUUGAAGAAGAAAUGCAACGGCAUUACUUGGGACACACAGAUGAUGUGAAGUGGUAUGUUGUUUUUCUAUCUUUCCUAGUAUUUAGAAAAAAUGUCACUUUUGCGGAAUCACAGACAGGUAUUGAAGACCAUCAGGCUCAAAAUUUGGCUGCAUUGAAGAUCCAGCGGAAAAGGAUGCCUCUUAGUCAAUCAUUGCCUCAUAUUCGUAUCUGGGAAUCAGUGCGUCUUACAACCUUAAUGGUUAUUGGCAUUGGUGACUUUGAAAGAGCUGUAUGCUGUUUGUCUUUUUCGAAGCUGGAUGGAGGCCAACAUCUUGUUGCAGUGGAUGAGGCUAAUGAGCAUGUAAUCUCUGUGUGGGACAUCAGUAAAGAGAAGGCACAUAAAGUCACAGAAACUAAGAGUUCAACCGAAACUGUGCUAGGAGCUGAAUUCCAUCCAUCAGAGAAAAACACUAUAGUCACAUGUGGCAAAAGUCAUAUUUCAUUUUGGACCUUAGAAAGUGGUGCAUUAACCAAAAAGAUGGGAAUAUUUGAUAAACAUGAAAAACCAAAAUACAUUUUGUGCCUACUUGCUUAUAAAGUUUCUUUGAUAAUAUACUUACACAUUUUUUUUUCUCUAGGAGGUAAUCGAAUCAGUCAAGCAAUCCUUGGAGCUCAUGAAGGAGGGGUGUUUUCAUUAUGUGUCUUAAAGAACGGUCUUCUACUCUCUGGUGGUGGGAAAGAUCGGCGUAUUGUUGAAUGGGAUGGUAACUCUUACAAACAAACUGGCAAUCUGACAGAGAUACCUGAACAGUUUGGACCAGUAAGAACAUUAAGUCAGGGUAAAGGCAAUCUCAUUCUAGUUGGAACUACUAGAAACUGUAUUCUUCAAGGAACUGUAUAUCUCAAGUUUAACCCAAUUGUACAGGGUCAUACUGAUGAAUUAUGGGCAUUAUAUCCUCAUCCAACUCAAAACCAAUUUCUUACUUGUGGUUAUGAUAAGCAUGUUUAUCUUUGGGACAGUUUAUCUCAUACAGUUGUCUGGAGUAAAGAAAUCAAUGAGUGUGCUCAUUGUUGCUGUUUCCAUCCAGAUGGUAACUUAACUGUAAUUGGCACUCAGACAGGACGUUGGCUAGUAUUAGACCUGACCACACGAGAAAUUAUUACCACCCAUUGUGAUGGCUCUGAACAAAUUGAAUGUGUUAGAUUUUCACCAGAUGGUAAUUUUUUGGCUGUUGGUUCCCGUGACAACAGUAUAUACAUUUAUCAUGUAUCUGAGAGUGGCAGCAAAUAUAGCCGAAUUGGAAAAUGCACCGGUCAUUCCAGUUUUAUCACUCAUAUAGAUUGGUCAGUUAACAGUCAGUAUAUCCAGAGCAACUCCGGAGACUAUGAAGUUCUUUUUUGGACAGCAUCUACUUGCAAGCAGUUAAUUAGCCCAAAUGCUAUCCGGGAACUUGAAUGGCAUACCAGCACUUGUACUUUAAGUUUCAAUCUUGCCGGUAUCUGGCCUGAAGGUGCUGAUGGUACAGACAUCAAUGCAAGCUGUCGAUCAAAUAGUGUAAAGCAAUUAACAGCUACUGCUGACGAUUUUGGCAAAGUCAACCUGUAUAGGUAUCCCUGUAGCCAGCCUUUAGCUAAACAUCCGAUUUAUAGUAUUUCUGAAUGUCACCACAAACAUUCCUUCCUUACAAAACGCAACGACAAAUGUGUUUGGGCGAGAACGAAGUACUUCAAGAAAUGCUGGGAGUGUGGAGUAAAGGGGAAGUGUACAGCCAGCGUCCAUUAA